Haliotis rubra (blacklip abalone) is the source of this 1980-nucleotide messenger RNA. RefSeq lists its product as uncharacterized. The transcript is spliced from 4 exons. The record is from RefSeq and is a predicted model, not a curated record. NCBI's taxonomy places the organism in Eukaryota, Metazoa, Mollusca, Gastropoda, Lepetellida, Haliotidae. The coding region runs from base 1 to 1980 and encodes 659 amino acids. Gene Ontology annotation, molecular function: zinc ion binding; protein binding.
AUGGAGGGACCGGGCAACAGUCUCCCAGUCGUCGCGCAGGGCAACCAGUUUUGUUCCACCUGUGUUGCCAUGGCAACUGAUCAUUCCCAGACAGUAGUGACCUGUAUAAGUUGUGACGACGUGAUCACAGUUCCCGUGACGCUCAAAUGUGGUCACAGCUUCUGUGGAUCGUGUGUCACCAGCCACACUCAACACUCCCAGCAACUGCCGGACGCCACAGCUCUGGACGUUUUGUACUGUCCACUGUGUGGUGGGGAGACGAGAGUGCCUCACCCCCAGCAACCCCUUGACGAGUGGGUGGGGCAGGUGGGGACGGUCGCCUUUGUCAAGAAUCUCGUUGGCACUGUUGCAGAACACGGAGCGGCUGAACGUAUCGACUGCAGCAUCUGCACUGAUGACACGGAAACAAAGGAUGCUGUUGUGUGGUGUCCGGAAUGCGGGGAGUCACUGUGUUCGGACUGUGAAAGGGUACACAGAAAACUUCACACAUCUCACACAGCGACUGACGUCACAAAAAACGUGGUGAAAACAGUACCAAGACGUGCAAGAUGCGACAGGCAUGACGAUGCGGUCAUUGACCUCCUUUGUGAGGACUGCGAUGAAGCAGUGUGUCCCCGAUGUUGCAUCCUGGAUCACAGAAGUUGCAAGAAGGUGCUACCAUUAGACGAAGCAGCUUUAAGAAUAGAAUCCCUGUUGCAGAACAUGAAAUAUGACUUGAAAACAAGAAUCCCUAUACUGGAAGAGCACGUCAGUAUUUGGAAUAAAAAGACUCAGCACCAUGCUAGGAAUUAUGAAGAGGAUGAGAAAAGGAUCAACGAGACUUGCGACGAACUUGUUGCUGAAAUACGACAUCAGCAGAGCCAGGUGACAGACCGGCUGAAGCAGAUAAAGGAUGGGGCUGAUCUGGUACUGAUGAAGGGAGCCAGACAUGGCGAAAUGGUACUGAAGGAUGCCCAACAGAGGAUGAUGUUUGCCAACAAAGCCCUGUCAUCAUCAACAGUAAUGGACCGUUAUGAAGUAUACAAAAUAUUCUCAGCUGUUGACGUCAAUACCAAAUCAGGAGAAGCUGAAGAGUUGGACACGGGAGGUGUUGUGGAUGUUAAAUUUAUUGAUAACAAAACCUCAUUAAUGACGUCUUUGCGAAGGGUGACAGUUGGCUACAUAAUCGCGGGGACAGAGAAGGAGGAAAAGGGUAGUGAGACGGUACAGUUUGAUAUCGGACGGACAGGAGUGCAUGACCUGACUGUUGUCUCGUUUGAGGGCACUAAAACUAUUGUUGUAACACAGCCCGAAGACAGAAUGGUGCAUUCAUUUCAUAUAUCAUUGGGAAAAUCCAACAAGAGUGUCCUGAAACUGGACAGUCACCCAUACGGUAUUACAAACUUUGAUUCGUCAAAGGCUGUCACUGCAGUUCCAAAGAAGAAACAAUUAGUAGUUAUCUCAGUUGCUCCUAAACUACAAAAAGACUCGAUAAUCAAAACCCAGCUUCGAUAUAUUGGGUUGGCCUGCUUGGAUGCAUCAACCCUUGCCUGUAGUGGAGAGGAGGUGGGAGUCAUUGAUGUUAUAGACCUCUCAGGGACGAGACUCCGAUGUUUCGGUGUUGACAUGUUUGUGAAACCUCUGUUCUUGUAUGCAACGCUGGACAACAAACUCCUCGUGUCGGACUGGAAAUGUAACAAGGUUGUGUGUGUGAGCCUUGACGGGACAGUGGAGUUUGAGUACCAGCCAGGAGACAGCAUGACGAUGAGUCGUCCUCUCGGGGUGUGUCAGAGCCCCACAGGAGAUAUCUACAUAGCGGACAAAGACAACCAUAAGGUCAUCCAGCUGAGUCCCACGGGGAGGUUUUUGAGAGACAAAUUCACCUUUGCUGAUGAGGUGUCGGAUCCACGGGCUGUGUAUGUUGAUAAGGACAAUGUCAUUUACGUGACCGUGGAUGACAGGUUCAUUCACACACACGACGUCAGGAAUGAAAGUUCGUGA